Messenger RNA from Paramacrobiotus metropolitanus, 1855 nucleotides. Its product is annotated as peptidyl-prolyl cis-trans isomerase FKBP4-like. Lineage: Eukaryota; Metazoa; Tardigrada; Eutardigrada; Parachela; Macrobiotidae. The coding region runs from base 191 to 1552 and encodes 453 amino acids. The transcript is spliced from 9 exons. Gene Ontology annotation, molecular function: protein binding; peptidyl-prolyl cis-trans isomerase activity. The record is from RefSeq and is a predicted model, not a curated record.
CGGCAUUUCCGAAACCACAAAAAAUCUGCCAGAUUUGAACUUUCCAAUUGCUUUUUUUACCUCUUCUUAAAAUUUUGGAAUCAUUUCCAUAGACUCUAUUUUGGCAUCACUUUGGCGAAUUUGUAGAUCUCUGGCUACAUUUUACACGCAGAAGGUUUUUUGGCGAACUGCGGCUGCUAAAACGGAAAAAAUGUCAGAGCGCCAUUACUUUGAAGACUUCGAUAAGCCGAUGGAGAAGAUGCCGGUGGACUUCGACAUUGAGGAUCCGGCUCUCCUUGACUGUAGCGACAAACAGGAUCGUGGCGUUCUGAAGAAGAUCAUCAAAGAAGGUACCGGGACGGAUACACCAUUCGAUGGAUCCACGGUGCACGUCCAUUACAUCGGACGCCUGGUGGAUGGCAGUGUAUUCGAUUCGAGCCGCAAGCGAAACGAGCCGUUCAAAUUUAUUCUGGGAAAGCGAAAGGUGAUUCAGGCUUGGGAUUGGGCUGUUUCGACCAUGAAAAAGGGUGAGAUUUGUGAGAUGGUCUGCAAAUCCGCCUAUGCAUACGGAAAAAUUGGUAGUCCACCGAAAAUCCCGCCAAAUUCAACGCUGAUUUUCCAGGUGGAACUGUUGAGCUGGGAUGAUGAAGACUUGAGCGCUGGAAAAGACAAGAAAAUCUUACGGCGGCUUAUCCGAAAAGGCACAGGAUACACGAUGCCCAAUGAAAAUGCCAAAACCAAAGUCCGCCUGUGCGGGUUGUAUGAGGGGCGCAAGUUUGACGAACGAGAAGUGGAAUUUUAUGUUGACGAAGGAGACGACGACCUGCAGCUUAUCCCUGGCAUUGAUCUAGCCGUGAAGAAAAUGAAGAAGCAUGAAUGUUCGUUAUUUACUUUUCACCCGGAUGUCGCUUUUGGACGAGAAGGAAAGCCAGAAUGGGAGAUCCCCGGUAAUGCGGAAGUACGCUACGAAAUCACGCUUUUGGAUUUCGACAAGGCCAAAGACACUUGGAGCAUGAAUCCGGAUGAGAAGUUCGAAACAGCAGAGAGGUCUAAGGAAAAAGGAUCUCAGGCGUUCACGAAAGGAAGACACGCGGCAGCGAUUAAACAUUAUGAACGAAUGAAAGAGAUGCUGGCCGCUGACGCGGAAUUCAAAGACGAAAAUGAGGAGAAACGCAAGAAAAUGUUGGCUGUAUCGCAUAAUAACCUGGCUGCCGUUCAUUUGAAAUUGGGCGAUCUGUAUGCUGCCAAACGAGCGACGGAAGAAGCCUUGACGCUGGAUCCCAACAACAUCAAAGGGCUUUAUCGAAAGGGCACUGCCAAUUUCGGCUUGAGAGACUAUGAAGAGGCUAAACGCGAUUUCCAGCGAAUUGUUGAUCUGGAGCCGGAGAAUAAAGCGGCAAAACAGCAAUUGGCGCUGCUCAGCAAGGAAAUGCGUGCUCAAGCGGACAAAGAUCGCAAACGAUUUCAAGGAAUGUUCGAUAAAUUCGCUGCCGAAGAUUCAAAGGGUGAUAACAAACCGGAAGUUGACGUCAAAACCAAUGGCUCUGGAAGUGGAGACGGCAAGGCCGAAUAAAAGUGUCGUUUUUGGAAUAGUCCUUUUUUCGAGUAAGAAUUUUGAUCGCUUUUUUAGUCAUGUUGGGUUGCUAACUUCCAUUGAAGGGCAACGAAUCGAUUGAAAGACAUUCGUUUUUAAAAUUCUGUGACAUUGUCUCAUAAAUACGGGCUUGUUCGGUUUUGGUUUUUUUACCAAAUAUUUUUACUAUGCAUCCGUGUGUCGCACAUAUAUUGCGGGAAAUUGUCGUUUGGAUGGAUUUUAUAUGUAUUUCGUUGCAUGUUUUUUUUUACCUGAAUGAUCGAAACUGAAUGCUUGGAUUAA